Messenger RNA from Porites lobata, 468 nucleotides. The record is from the annotation of a GenBank genome assembly. Lineage: Eukaryota; Metazoa; Cnidaria; Anthozoa; Scleractinia; Poritidae.
GAUGUUCCGUUCUUCUCUGUUGAGACAAUUCACAUCUCCUGCAAGUCAGAUGCGUAUCAAGGAAUGGAUUAUUGCUACGCUGGUGUUAUCAUUUACUCCUGCGAUGGCAAGUCAGAGUGGCAAACCACCAAUGGCACCCGCUGUAAGAGCGGUUAUGUAGUCAUCAUGGAUACCAACGCCAAGAAACUAAAGCCAUAUCAACAACAAGGCCCAGGGCUUGUUCAUAGCGCUGUUUACAGACGUGCUUUUGGCGAAGAAUGUACAGGAAGGAAUAUUAUGGCUGAGGGUUUCUCUGUGAUGAAAGGAGUGUUCAAGCUAAAUUCAGGAGUAUUCAACCCGCCACAAGAUUUACAUCACGCCGGAGUACAAAGAUCCUUGCAUCAACUUAAGGAAGUAGUUGACCACUGGAUGGAUGCGGGGGACCACUUCUAUCGUUGCAGAGAUUUUAUGGUAAAAGACUUUCGGUAG